Sardina pilchardus (European sardine) is the source of this 3096-nucleotide messenger RNA. RefSeq names its product protocadherin-9. Gene Ontology annotation, biological process: homophilic cell-cell adhesion. The record is from RefSeq and is a predicted model, not a curated record. Gene Ontology annotation, cellular component: catenin complex; plasma membrane. Lineage: Eukaryota; Metazoa; Chordata; Actinopteri; Clupeiformes; Clupeidae. The coding region runs from base 1 to 3096 and encodes 1031 amino acids. The transcript has a single exon. Gene Ontology annotation, molecular function: calcium ion binding; cadherin binding.
AUGGACUUGAAGGAUUUUUAUCUGCUGGCUGCACUAGUAGCCUGCUUAUGGCUGGAUCCAGCCAUAGCACAAGAACUCAUCUAUCCCAUUCGAGAGGAGUUGCAAGAGAAUGUGCUCAUUGGAAACAUACCAAAGGACUUGAACAUCUCCCACACACAUCCGACCACCGGAGCCAGUGCGAACCUGGUCUACCGGCUGGUGUCGAAAGCAGGGGACAAUCCCUUGCUCAGAGUAGUGAGCAACACGGGAGAGAUCUUCACCACCUCAAACCGCAUCGAUCGGGAGAAGCUCUGCCCCGGCUCGUCCUACGAGGAAAGCGAGUGCUCGUUCGAGAUCGAGGUGGUCAUUCUGCCCAACGACUACUUCAGGCUGAUCAAGAUCAAGAUUGUUGUCAAGGACACCAACGACAAUGCGCCCAUGUUCCCGUCGCCGGUGAUCAACAUCUCCAUUCCGGAGAACACGCUGAUCAACAGCCGCUUCGCCAUCCCCUCCGCCACGGACCCCGACACCGGACCUAACAGCGUGCACAAGUACGAGCUGGUGAACGGCCAGAGUGCCUUCGGGCUGGACAUCGUGGAGACGCCGGAGGGGGAGAAGUGGCCGCAGCUGAUUGUGCAGCAGAAUCUGGACAGAGAACAGAAGGACACGUACGUCAUGAAAAUCAAAGUGGAAGACGGAGGCAAUCCCCAGAAGUCGAGCACAGCCAUCCUUCAGGUGACAGUAACUGAUGUCAAUGACAACCGGCCAGUGUUCAAGGAGAGUCAAAUUGAGGUCCAUAUUCCGGAGAAUUCCCCCAUCGGGACCUCUGUGAUCCAGCUCCAAGCCACUGAUGCAGAUAUCGGUGCCAAUGCUGAGAUAAGGUAUAUGUUCGGGACUCAGGUGUCCCCAGCCACUAAACGACUCUUUGCACUGAACUCGACCUCGGGCCUUAUAACAGUGCAGAGGCCGCUGGACCGAGAGGAGACAGCCAUCCAUAAGCUAUCCGUGUUAGCGAGUGAUGGAAGCUCAAGUCCAGCCAGGGCCACAGUGACCAUCAAUGUGACUGACGUCAAUGACAACCCCCCGAACAUUGACCUCCGAUACAUCAUUAGUCCCAUCAAUGGCACCGUUCGCCUGUCGGAGAAGGACCCUAUUAACACAAAGAUUGCCCUCAUUACCGUGUCAGACAAGGAUACAGACGUAAAUGGCAAAGUCAUCUGCUUCAUUGAAAAAGAUGUGCCGUUUCACCUCAAAGCCGUCUAUGACAACCAGUACUUGUUAGAGACCUCUGCUUUGCUGGACUACGAGGGCACGAAGGAGUAUAACUUCAAAAUCGUGGCGUCUGACUCAGGCAAGCCGAGCUUAAAUCAGACAGCCCUGGUGAGGGUGAGGAUAGAGGAUGAAAACGACAACCCGCCCAUCUUCAGCCAGCCUGUCAUCGAGCUGACCGUGAAGGAGAAUAACAAACGGGACUUAUUUCUCACCACCAUCAGUGCCACCGACGAGGACAGCGGGAAAAACGCCGAGAUCGUUUACCAGCUGGGUCCGAACGCGUCCUUCUUUGACCUGGACCGCAAGACGGGUCAGCUGACGGCGUCCAGGGUGUUUGACCGCGAGGACCAAGAGCGGUUUCUCUUCACCAUCACGGCGCGAGACAACGGCACCCCUCCGCUGCAGAGCCAGGCUGCGGUGAUCGUGACCGUGCUGGACGAGAACGACAACAGCCCCAAGUUCACCCACAACCACUUCCAGUUUUUCGUCUCCGAGAACCUGCCCAAGUACAGCACGGUGGGGGUGAUCACCGUGACGGACGCAGACGCCGGGGAGAACGCCGCCGUGUCCCUCUCCAUCCUCAACGACAACGAAAACUUCAUCCUCGACCCGUACAGCGGAGUUAUCAAAUCCAACGUGUCUUUCGACCGCGAGCAGCAGAGCUCGUACACGUUCGACGUGAGGGCCGUGGACAACGGGCGUCCCCCGUGCUCCUCGGCCGCCAAAGUGACCAUCAACGUCAUCGACGUCAACGACAACGUGCCCGUGGUGCUGUCCCCGCAGUCCAACACGUCGUUCAAACUGGUGCCUCUCUCGGCCAUCCCGGGAUCGGUGGUGGCCGAGGUGUUUGCCGUCGAUGGGGACACGGGCAUGAACGCGGAGCUCAAAUACACCAUCGUCAGUGGCAACAACAAGGGACUGUUCCGGAUUGACCCGGUGACAGGCAACAUCACCUUAGAGGAAAAGCCCUCUAUGUUAGACAUUGGCCUUCACAGGCUGGUGGUCAAUAUCAGUGACCUGGGCUACCCACGCUCCUUACACACACUGGUCUUAGUUUUCCUCUACGUCAACGACACAGUAGGAAAUUCCAGCUACAUAUACGAGCUCAUCCGGCGUAAAAUUGAGACCCCCAUCGACCGGUCCAUUGUGGACACCAGUGAGACCUACCAGAGCGGGGACUACCUGACAAUCAUGAUAGCCAUCGUAGCGGGGGCCAUGGUGGUGAUCGUGGUGAUCUUCGUCACUAUCCUCGUGCGCUGUCGGCACGCGUCGCGCUUCAAGGCGGCGCAGCGCAAGAAGCAGGGCGCCGAGUGGAUGUCGCCCAACACGGAGAACAAACAGAACAAGAAGAAAAAGCGCAAGAAGAGGAAGUCGCCCAAGAGCUCGCUGCUGAACUUUGUCACCAUCGAGGAGAACAAGCCGGACGACCCCGCCCACGAGCCCAUCAACGGCACCAUCAGCCUCCCGGCCGAGCUCGAGGAGCCGGGCAUCGGCCGUUUCGACUGGAACACCGCGCCCACCACCACCUUCAAGCCCAGCAGCCCCGACCUGGCCCGGCACUACAAGUCCGCCUCGCCGCAGUCCGCCUUCCACCUCAAGGCGGACACGCCGGUGUCGGUCAAGAAGCACCACGUCAUCCAGGAGCUGCCGCUGGACAACACCUUCGUCGGCGGCUGCGACACGCUCUCCAAGCGCUCCUCCACGAGCUCGGACCACUUCAGUGCCUCGGAAUGCAGCUCCCAAGGAGGUUUCAAGACAAAGGGCCCCUUGCACAACAGACAGGUAAAGGAGCACUUUUACUGGUCUAUAAGCAGUGCGUAUAAUUGCUCUGUGCCACAGUACUGA